AUGUACAGAGCCACAUCCACCACCACCGCCGCGACGUGCGUGCGGCAUCAGGCGGUGCGGUCGUACAGCACCUCUGCAUCGAGCAGCACAGUCCCGGCACGACGGAACCAGCGUGCGCGCCGGUCGUCGAAACCGUCCGUCUUCGAAUCCACCACUCGCUCGGUCCCGCGCUUGGCCAAAAACACACCAGCACCGGCGACGAGGACGGACUGGACCUCGUCGCUCUGUGCCCGGGCGGCCGUACCCGUUCGCCUCGCACCGGCCCCCUCCAAGACGUACGAUACGACGCUGCCCCCAAAGACGCCCCAACUCCCCACCCUGCGCGACGGCGUCAAGGCCCUCCGCCUCUCCCUACUCCCCGGCGGGAAACGCGUCUCCACCUCCCUAGGCCUCUACAACGCUCCGCGUGAACGGUCGAAUCUCGAGGCCAUCAAGAGGGACCGCACCCGCUCCAUCAACGAACAGGUCGGUGGCGACUACGAGGCCUUCACCCUCCAAGGCCUCGGCUUGUCGCCCAAGACCAAGGAUGCGGCCACCCGCGAUGCCGGCAUGGCCGUCUCGCUCAACGAGAGCCUGGGCAAGGACGGCAAAAAGUGGCUGGUCCACAAGGUCGAAAAGCUCGCAAAGGUCUAG
Messenger RNA from Pseudozyma flocculosa PF-1, 633 nucleotides. RefSeq lists its product as uncharacterized. Lineage: Eukaryota; Fungi; Basidiomycota; Ustilaginomycetes; Ustilaginales; Ustilaginaceae. The coding region runs from base 1 to 633 and encodes 210 amino acids. The record is from RefSeq and is a predicted model, not a curated record. The transcript has a single exon.